This is a messenger RNA of Guillardia theta CCMP2712, 729 nucleotides long. RefSeq lists its product as hypothetical. The coding region runs from base 24 to 707 and encodes 227 amino acids. The transcript has 11 exons. The record is from RefSeq and is a predicted model, not a curated record. NCBI's taxonomy places the organism in Eukaryota, Cryptophyceae, Pyrenomonadales, Geminigeraceae.
AGCGGCAGGAUGAUGAGGAGGAGAUGAGCGAGGAGGAGGAGGAGCCCCAGUGGCAGCCCUGCCAGGCGGUCUACCAUGGCGACGGGACAUGGCGCGAAGGUAUUGCAUGUGAGAAGACAGCUGAGACGUUCCUCGUCCGCUUCAUCGGGCAUGCCGACCAGGAACCCCAGGAGACAGAGGCCCAGGACGUGCAUCUGCUGCGACAGCAGGCAACUCGCUCCCCUGCCUCUGACGCAUUCCCUGGGAGCUCGAAAUACCCGCGAGUGUCAGUGGAGGACCUGUUUCGUUCCUUCACCGUCUCCUCUGAGCCUGCGAACACCUCCUCCCCUAAGCUUGCUCCCACCCCGCCUCUGACGUCAGUGAACACAGCAUCUCCCAAGCUCUCUCCUCCGACUCCUCCCCUCUCCUCAAGCAGUCUGACGCUGCUGGACAAAGAGUAUCCUCUCCAUGACGCGUGCGCGAGAGGCGAGAUGGACAAGAUCCGGCACUUCAUCGAAACGAAGAAGAUGGACGUCAAUGAACGCGGCCAUCCACCCCAGCGCUGGGUGUCCUCUGCACUGCUCGGCGUUUGCUGGGAGGGUGGAGAUCGCAAGAUACCUCAUCGAGAAUCGGGCGGACACGUCGUUGCAGGACGAGGACGGCUGGACUGCGCUGCACCUUGCCUCGACCAAGGUCAGCAGCUGUUCGUGUGCUCAGCGAGAGGUUGAGGGAGGCGCAGGGGCACACGGA